UGAACUCUCCCUCCUCCCUUGGACCUCGAAGCACUUCUAUCACACCCGCAUCCCCUCACUCCUCCUCCUCUCUGAAAAAUAACAACAAUAAUGGGAGAGGACACGAGACCGAGCGUGAGACUGUUCGGCUUCGCGGUAACGGAACCCGGGGAGGACGACCACCGCGGCGGCGGCAGCGUGGAGGGCGGGCGGAGGUUCGAGUGCCAGUACUGCCGCCGGGAGUUCGCCAACUCCCAGGCUCUGGGAGGCCACCAGAACGCCCACAAGAAGGAGCGCCAGCGGGCGAAGCGCGCGCAGUUCCACGCAGCCCGCCGCUUCGCCCUCCCCGCCCCCCACCAUCCACUCGCCCGCGCCGCCUUCUGGUGCCCCUCCGCCGCCACCUCGACACCGCCCUUCCCCGCUCCGCCGCUCCACGUCCAGCUCUCCGCCUGGCCUUGCGCCCCUCCUCCUCCCUCGCCGCCCUGCGCCACCGGCCGGAGGGCCCCCGACGUCGACCCCGAGAUCGAUCUCCAUCUCAGCCUCGCCCCCUCCUCGGCUCCUUGAUUCUUUUCAUUCUAACUGUGAGAUGAGAUUGUGGGCAUUGUGG
Elaeis guineensis (African oil palm) is the source of this 586-nucleotide messenger RNA. Its product is annotated as zinc finger protein 6-like. Gene Ontology annotation, cellular component: nucleus. Gene Ontology annotation, molecular function: DNA-binding transcription factor activity; transcription cis-regulatory region binding. NCBI's taxonomy places the organism in Eukaryota, Viridiplantae, Streptophyta, Magnoliopsida, Arecales, Arecaceae. Gene Ontology annotation, biological process: trichome morphogenesis; gibberellic acid mediated signaling pathway; cytokinin-activated signaling pathway. The record is from RefSeq and is a predicted model, not a curated record.